This is a messenger RNA of Fusarium vanettenii 77-13-4, 659 nucleotides long. RefSeq lists its product as uncharacterized. Bases 59 to 514 code for a protein of 151 amino acids. Gene Ontology annotation, molecular function: RNA binding. The transcript is spliced from 2 exons. Lineage: Eukaryota; Fungi; Ascomycota; Sordariomycetes; Hypocreales; Nectriaceae. The record is from RefSeq and is a predicted model, not a curated record.
CACGAUCUUCACCACGACUCCUCAUAUUCAUCGUCUCCAAAUCUCAUAUAAAACGACAAUGUCAGACGCAGCUCGAUGGAAGGCAACCGUCUACGUUGGUGGACUCUCCCAGAUUGUCACCACAGGUCACAUCCUUGACGCCUUCAUCCCGUUUGGAGAGAUUGUCGACUGCAAGUUGCCAAAGCCCGAAGCACCAAACUCUGGAGAAGCCCACAGGGGAUUCGCGUAUGUCGAGUAUGAGGACGCCGCCGAUGCGAAGGAGGCAAUCGACAAUAUGGAUCAGUCGGAGUUUUUCGGAAGGAUCCUCAAGGUCUCACAGGCCAAGGCACCCAAGAGCGCCGACGAAGGACUGGGUAGUAAGACUGCUAUCUGGGAAAAGGAAGGAUGGCUGGCCGAGCAUGCGGCGGAUGAGAAUGACAGGCUUGGAGAUGAUGCAAAGGUAGUGCCAGAUUCUGGCCCUGACCCCAUGCAAGGGUUGGAGGGACUCGACGUUGCAGGGCCGAAACCUGAAUGAAAGAGAUAAGGGAAAAUUCGGUUUGGUGUUGACUCUACGGCUAGCAUAGCGAGGGCGUUUUGAGGCAUUGGAUUCACAGGUUACAGGUUGGAAGGGCAUGAGAUAUAUAUCAUCACCGAGAAUAUUCAAGAUUUAUGCCUGAUGG